This is a messenger RNA of Bufo bufo (common toad), 3990 nucleotides long. RefSeq names its product forkhead box O3 (gene FOXO3). Gene Ontology annotation, molecular function: DNA-binding transcription factor activity, RNA polymerase II-specific; RNA polymerase II cis-regulatory region sequence-specific DNA binding. Gene Ontology annotation, biological process: regulation of transcription by RNA polymerase II. The transcript is spliced from 3 exons. Gene Ontology annotation, cellular component: mitochondrial matrix; nucleus. The coding region runs from base 473 to 2413 and encodes 646 amino acids. The record is from RefSeq and is a predicted model, not a curated record. Lineage: Eukaryota; Metazoa; Chordata; Amphibia; Anura; Bufonidae.
UGUACCCUGCGUGUGCCCCUCACUAGUGUGAUGUUAGUGGAGGAGGCUGUCAGGAGGGGACUGUGCAGGGUGACAGACAGAGCCCACCGCCCGCCCUGUCCAGCAGAUAAGAGGCGAAUUCUCGGCCGUGGCUGCCCCCUCUCAUUGGCAGAGCCGUGCCCGCUGCACGAGAAGGGACCUGAGCGAGGUGUGGGGAAUUGUCAAGAUGGCAGCAGCGGGAGCAGGGAGGUGAUGUGCAGAUGCCAGGGCUGCACAUGGACGGAUGUGUACAGUAGUGAGGAAGGCUUAUGCGGCCGUGUGCAUGUGACAGCGGGGAUUCAUAUGUGCGUACACCCCGGGACAAAGAGUGCUCGGAGCCAUGGAGCCCGUCUACCUGCACCACUAGGCGCUGCCCUGUAAUCCGCUCACUUCUCCACUGCUUCCACCUACACACACGUUGGCAUUUCUUGUGUUUUCUGGCAACUUAGCCAGCAUGGCAGACGCUCUGCCACCCGCCUCCCCGGAGGGGGACGUGGAUAUAGACUCGGACUUCGAGCCGCAGAGCCGGCCCCGCUCCUGCACUUGGCCCCUGCAGCGCCCCGACUCUCAGGCCAGCCCGGCGAAGCCUGGCAUCCCCGGGGACUCGUCGUCCAUGAUCCCGGAGGAAGACGACGACGACGACGAGGAGGUGUCCGCCGCCUCGGCAGGGGCGGCCGGAGACUCGGUGGAGAGGGGCACGCUGCUGCUGGUGAGCGGCGGGGAUGUGGCGGCGAUGACGGUGCUGGCCGCUCCGGUCGGUGGAGUGGAGACCGUGCAGACGGCGCUGUGGGCUGGAGGGAGCGCUGUCAGCGGGGCGGCCGGCCAGCAGAGGAAGUGCUCGUCCCGCAGGAAUGCCUGGGGGAAUAUGUCCUAUGCAGACCUCAUCACCAGGGCCAUCGAGAGCUCCCCGGACAAGAGGCUCACCCUGUCCCAGAUCUACGACUGGAUGGUCCGCUCCGUACCCUACUUCAAGGACAAGGGGGACAGCAACAGCUCCGCCGGCUGGAAGAAUUCAAUACGGCAUAAUUUGUCUCUGCACAGCAGAUUUAUUAGAGUUCAGAAUGAGGGCACUGGAAAAAGUUCUUGGUGGAUGAUCAACCCAGAAGGAGGAAAAGGUGGAAAGGCACCAAGACGGCGAGCUGUGUCUAUGGACAACAGUAACAAAUACACUAAGAGCCGGGGAAGGGCAGCAAAGAAAAAAGCAUCCAUGCAGGUGGCCCAGGACACUACCGAUGAUAGCCCUUCACAACUUAAAUGGCCAGGAAGCCCUACAUCACGCAGCAGUGAUGAAUUGGACGCCUGGACAGAUUUCCGGUCUCGUACAAACUCUAACGCCAGCACGAUAAGUGGUCGUUUAUCUCCAAUCCCAGCUACCACUGAACUUGAUGAUGUUCAAGAUGAUGACUCUCCUAUAUCCCCUAUGUUGUAUAGCCCGGGUAGUUUGUCUCCAUCUCUGAGUAAACCCCCCACAGUGGAGCUGCCAAGGAUAACAGAUAUGGCUGAAACCAUGAACUUAAAUGAUGGCCUAACAGAAAACCUUAUGGAUGAUUUGCUGGAUGACAUUUCCCUUACUUCUCAGCAGUCAUCUCCUGGUGUAGGCAUGCAGAGAAGCUCCAGCUUUACCUUUGGCACUAAGGGCUCAAGCCUCAGCUCUCCAUCCAGUAGCUUCAAUAACACAAGUAGCUUCAAUUUUCCUUUGACCUCUCUACGCCAGUCCCCAAUGCAAACCAUACAAGAGAACAAACAAGCAACGUUUUCGUCCAUAAAUCAUUACAGUAAUCAGUCUCUACAGGACCUCCUUACCACUGACUCACUUAGCCAUAGUGAUGUAUUAAUGACUCAAUCUGACCCACUUAUGUCCCAAGCCAGUACUGCAGUCACUGCUCAGAAUUCCCGUAGAAAUAUAAUUUUGAGGAAUGACCCAAUGAUGUCUUUUGCCGCACCGUCCAACCAAGGUGGAGGUCUGGUUAAUCAAAACUUGCUUCCCCACCAGCAGCAGUCCCAUAACUCAUUUCUAAGUGGCAGCCGUGCCUUGUCAAACAGCAUAAAUAUUAUUGGUUUAAAUGACAGCAACAACUUGGACUCAUCUAAGCACCAGCAGCAGUCCGCAGUCACUAAUUCUAUGCAAGCCCUCUCAGAUACGCUCUCAGGGUCCUUGUACUCCACAGGCAUGAACCUUCCAGUGCAUGAAAAGUUCCCAACUGACUUAGACCUGGAAAUAUUCAAUGGGAGCUUGGAAUGUGAUAUGGAAACUAUCAUCCGAAAUGAUCUCAUGGAUGCAGAUGGGCUGGAUUUUAACUUUGACUCCCUCAUCUCUGCACAGAAUGUCAGCCUAAGUGUGGGAAACUUCACAGGUGCUAAGCAGACCUCUUCACAAAGUUGGGUACCAGGUUGAUGAAUGUGAUUGAAAAAUGACCUUGCCAGGGCCAGGAACUAACAAGAGACCCUAUAAACGAAACCCUUUGCCAAAACUGCUGUCAGCAAGCGGACAGUGAUACUGUUUACAGCUUAUGACCGUUUCAUGAAUCCUGCACCAGUUUCCUAACCUUGCUAUGACUGUUAGCAGAAAUCCUUCAAACUUAAGUAAAGUUCCUUCCAGGAUAAUCCGUGCACCUCCCCUCCCCCUUUCAUUGUUGAAGUAUGCAAAAAUGUCUUCACAAGAUGAGAACAUGGAUGGAAGAAUGCAAUCUUCUUGUGGGAACUGUCUCGUUAUGCAGUGGUGUUUGUCCAUAGCUGGCAUAGCUGCCAUGCAUCACAUCCCCACCAGCUGUAGACCUCUGAAUAAUGCUCUUCAUUUCUAGGGGAGGAUCGCAUAUUUACAGUCCUUUCACCAUGUUUUCCUUUUCUUAGAUUUUUUUUUUUUUCCUCUCUUAUUUUCCAAGCAGUCUGUACAAGAAUUAUUCGGAUAGUAUUCAUGUAAGCUAACAGUCAAGCCACUGCCUCUCCGUUAUGCCAAAUAGGCAGAAUUUUCCAUGGAAGACGCUUUACUUUAAUACUCUUAUUUCCAUUCGGAACUUUUUUUUUCUUUUCUUUUUUUCCUUUUUCGAUGAUGCAAUUCAGGGAUAAAUAUGUUGCUGAUAUGGUACUACUUCCUGUCACCCAAAACCAAUUGUAUACUGCUGUAUUUUAUGAAUAUAUCCAGAACAGUGUCAUUUAUACCGUUUGUUCUUGACUCAUGUGUUUAGUUUUGUUUUGAAGCUUUUUCUUACCAAAUGACCAGAAAGGGUUUAAACCCAGGAUAUCUAGUAGACAUAGCAGUCUAUUGGCAAUGCUGUGUAUGCAUGUGUACCAGAAGAACCACUGUACACGGGUGUUUGUACCAGGCAUUGCACUAUAUGGGUCUUCCGUCUCUUGGCUUUGAAUAGUAUAUUCUGCUUUCGGAAACCCUUCAUAGAAGAAUCAGAUAAUAUCCCACAUGUACUGUGUAGUAGAAGAGGGAUUUCAGGUUACAUUAUUAUCUGGAAAGCACAGUGGUGCUGAAAAAGCCCUUCCUUAUUAUCCCUCAACAUGUCGGAUCUUUUAUUUUUGUAUUAUUUUCUUAGAUUUGGGGGUUUUUUGGUUACUUUUUUUUGUGGGGAGCAUAUUGUGAAUGAACAUCAAUGGUACAUUAUUGCAACUUGAUAUAUAAAGUACAGAGGCAACUGAUCUAUCGAUAUCUAUUCAUUCUGUACUUGAUUGAUAUAUGAAGACUUUUUCCUUUGCAUUAUGGCAUUAUAAAUAUAAAUAUAUGAAUAUAUUUUGUAAUGUACAGAGAUUAAUCAUUAUGCAUGAGUGUUAGGAAGCAGAAGCAAACUAGCUUUUUUUCCCCACAGAAAGGUAAUGCGCAUGCGUCCCUAUGGCGUGGCCAAUAUAACAUUAGAACCAUUAACUAAUUUAGCCCACUACUGAAUUUCUAAAAUAUGUUAUCAUACCUGGAAAUUAUUACAGUUUUAUUUUUUUUUAUUUUUUUUAAUUAAAAUUGUGUGGUGGGAA